Molecule: messenger RNA, 987 nt
Organism: Rhododendron vialii
Lineage: Eukaryota; Viridiplantae; Streptophyta; Magnoliopsida; Ericales; Ericaceae
Product: subtilisin-like protease SBT1.8
Exons: 4
Coding region: 46-987 (313 amino acids)
Biological process (GO): proteolysis
Molecular function (GO): serine-type endopeptidase activity
Source: RefSeq, a predicted model, not a curated record
GUUUGCUGGAAAACCGGGUGUUUCGGGUCGGAUAUCCUGGCCGGGAUGGAUCGGGCCAUCCUCGACGGCGUCGAUGUCUUAUCGCUCUCUCUCGGUGGCGGUUCCGCUCCGUAUUAUAGGGAUACGAUUGCGAUCGGUGCGUUUACGGAGACAGAGAAGGGCAUUUUCGUCUCUUGCUCGGCCGGAAACAGUGGGACCGGGGAAGGCUCGCUUGCCAACUUGGCGACUUGGAUAAUGACGGUCGGGGCCGGAACGAUAGACCGGGAUUUUCCGGCUUAUGUCGUGAUGUGGGACGGCAAGCAGUUCACCCGAGUGUCGUUGUACAGCGGGAAGGGAAUGGUGAAGAAACCGGUUGGUUUGGUUUAUAGUACGGGGAAGAACAGUUCGAGUAAUCUGUGUUUGCGCGGUUCGCUCGAACCGGACGUGGUGCGUGGGAAGCUGGUGUUGUGUGACAGCGGGAUCAACGCGCGGGUGGAGAAGGGUUUGGUGGUGAGGGACGCGGGCGGGGUGGGGAUGAUCCUGGCGAACACGGCGGCGAGCGGGGAAGAGCUGGUGGCGGACAUCCACUUGUUGCCGGCGGUGGCGGUGGGGAGGAAGGUGGGGGACUUGAUAAGGGACUACGUGAGGAAGGACGGGGCGACGGCGGUGCUGAGUUUCGGUGGGACGGUGUUGAAUGUGAGGCCGUCGCCUGUGGUGGCGGCGUUUAGCUCGAGGGGGCCGAAUAUGGUGACGCAGCAGGUGUUGAAGCCGGAUGUGAUUGAGCCGGGGGUUAACAUCUUGGCUGGGUGGUCGGAGGCUGUUGGGCCCUCUGGUUUGGACCAGGAUAGGAGGAAGAUUCAGUUCAACAUCAAGUCUGGUGUGUGGAUUGAGGGAGCUAUGGGAAGGCAGUGGGAUCUGAUUUGCGGAUUGGGUGAGCAAGAGAGUUCUUUGAAUACCCCAUUUAGAUUUGGGAUAGACCCAACACAUUAUUCCUUGCAAUCCAAAUAG